Elaeis guineensis (African oil palm) is the source of this 1371-nucleotide messenger RNA. RefSeq names its product UDP-glycosyltransferase 73C6-like. The record is from RefSeq and is a predicted model, not a curated record. Lineage: Eukaryota; Viridiplantae; Streptophyta; Magnoliopsida; Arecales; Arecaceae. Gene Ontology annotation, molecular function: UDP-glucosyltransferase activity.
CUUUCAUUGGCUCUGUCUACCAUAUGGUAGAGUAAAUCUAUUCAAAAAUUUUAUUGGCUUCAUGCAGCCUACCAUGCAUGAUAUUAUGUUGGUAUAUGAUGACACGACAUGUGUCAUAUAUGAUGACACGACAAAUGUCAUCCAUUUGUUUGACAUAGGAAGCUUCAAUGAGGUGACGUCUUUGUCUAUUUUGAGUCAAGUAUUGAUGAUGUCGGGACGUAUGUCAUCCAUAUCUGGCAUUGCCAGUUUAUUACCGCUCCGGGUGAUGAGAUGACCGGAUUUACAAUAACAACAACAGGAACUCGGAUUGCUCUGCAUUGAGAUCCUUUUUCCCCUCCCUACGGCACCUCCUGUUCCUCCUGUGCGUGUUAACCUGCAACCAACCUAUUCCCCUGUUUCUGUUUCCAUCCAUUCUAUCGCCAAAAUCUCAACAUGACCAACCAAAUUCUCAUCAACGGUCGAGAUGACCCAAAGCUUCACUUCGUGCUGGUUCCAUUAAUGGCCCAAGGGCACACAAUCCCCAUGAUCGACAUGGCUCGUCUGCUUGCCAGUCGAGGUGUCCAUGUCAGCGUCAUCACCACCCCCGUCAAUGCUGCUCGAAUCAAGACCGUUAUCGAGCGUGUGAAGGCAUCGCUACUUUCGAUCGAGUUUGUGCCUCUCCCGUUCCCAUGCAGUGCAGUAGGCCUGCCCAAGGGGUGCGAGAACAUCGACACCUUGCCUUCCAAGGAUCAUCUCCAGAGCUUCUUGGAUGCAUGUGCUCUGCUCCGAGAGCCACUAAUACUGCACCUCAAAGAGCAAAGGCUGAACCCGAGCUGCAUCAUCUCAGACGUCUGGCACACUUGGACCGGAGACGUCGCACAAGAGUUCCGCAUCCCAAGGUUCGCAUUCAAUGGCUUCGGUGGCUUCUCUCUUCUCUGCAGGCACAUCAUCCUCACCAAUGAGUUGCACAAAAAAACAUCUGAUGAGAUGGAGGUCAUCGUCAUGCCUGGAUUUCCCCAUCAUCUUGAGUUACUGAAGGCCCAAAUGCCCGGGAGCUUCGGCGGACAAGGCAUGGAGAAAUUUGCGGAGGAGCUGAAGGCCGACCAGCAAAGGUUCGAUGGCAUGCUGGUGAACUCCUUCGAUGACUUGGAGGCUCUGUACAUUGAGAGCUUCCAAAAGGCCAUAGGGAAGAAGGUUUGGACGAUUGGACCGAUGUCGCUCUACAAUAAAGAUGUCGCGGAUAUGGCUGCGAGGGGGAACCUGGCCUCGAUCGAUGAGAACCAUUGUUUGCGUUGGCUGGAUUCGAUGAAGCCAAACUCCGUCAUCUAUGUGAGUUUUGGAAGCAUUGCUAAUGACUGCCUGCUCAUUGGUCGGAUCUUGCUACAAAUGUGA